Molecule: messenger RNA, 1389 nt
Organism: Drosophila takahashii
Lineage: Eukaryota; Metazoa; Arthropoda; Insecta; Diptera; Drosophilidae
Gene: rswl
Product: tRNA methyltransferase roswell
Biological process (GO): positive regulation of mitochondrial translation; mitochondrial tRNA 5'-end processing
Cellular component (GO): mitochondrion; nucleoplasm; nucleus
Molecular function (GO): tRNA binding
Source: RefSeq, a predicted model, not a curated record
AUGCUAAAGCAUCUGGCACGAUGGCGGCUGGGCAGCCAACUGCUGAAGGCAAGUGCCACUUCAGUCAGACAGGCGUCGAAAUCCGCCAGCGGUGGAAACUCAUCCACCGGCUCGGAGGAAUCCCCCAAGAAGUUUGUUAAUCCCUUCGCCCAGGCUGCUCCCGUAACAACAAAUGAUCAGAUAGCGGAGACCAAAGAGGAUCGGGACAAGCGCCUCAAGGUGCUGCAGCUGGAGGCGGACAUUGCCCACCAGGAGGGGCGCCGCGUGCCGGCCUUUGAGUUCUUCCAGGAUCACCACUGGCAGCACGUGCUCAGCCUGCCCACCAAGUCGGCUCGCAUCAAGUACUACGCCUUUCUGUGGCAGAUCGAGAUGAAGAAGGCCUCGGAGCAGCGCAAGAAGGCGCAGCGGGCGGAGGACACUGAAAAGCGGAUAGCGGAGAUGCGAAAGGAGCGCGAGGAGAACACGCACAUCAUCUACGGGCUCGGUCACACGUCCAUGUUCCUGCGCAUCUACGACACGACCAUUAAUCACUGGCAGAACAACCGGCUCACCCGCGCCAUGCAAUUUGCACCCAAAAUGGUGCUCGACUGCUCCUACGACGAGCACAUGAACAACCGGGAGGCAUCGUACGCAGCCAAACAGCUUAUGCUGUGCUUCGCCGAGAACCGGCUGAACGACGAACCCUUCGAUCUGCACUACUGCAACGCCCAGAUGGACAGCCGGUGCAUGCAGAGUCUCCAGCGCUACAUACCCACCAUGCACAAUCCAGAGUUCCCGAUGAAUGUACAUCAGCAGUGCUUCACCGAGCUGUUUCCCAAGCAGAAUCUGGUCUAUCUAACGCCCCACUGCCGCGAGGAUCUGGUCACCUACAAUCCGGACGACAUCUACGUGGUUGGCGCCAUGGUGGACACCAUGAACAACGAGCCUCUGUCGCUGGCCAAGGCCAAGCGAUUGGGCCUGCGAAUGGCGAGACUGCCCCUGGAUCGCUACCUGCAGUGGAGUUCCGGAUCAGGAAAAUCACUCACUCUCAACCAGAUGAUCAACAUCAUGCUGGACCUCAAGAAAACCGGCGACUGGGAGGCGGCCCUGAAACACGUGCCCCGGCGGAAGGUGAUCGAAAAUGAGUUCCAGCAGCGCAGGGAGAAGGAUCACUGGGGCACGGGAACGCGGGCCCGCAAGCUCAAUAUGCGAAUCGAUCAUUUGCUGGACUUUGAGGAGGAUCGCCGGCAGGCCAGCUCAUUUGCAACGCCGCAAAAGGUCAGGCAGCGACGGGAGGGCAUGGAGUUCCAGCUGGACACCUGGGCGACGGGGAAGCAGAAGAAAAAGCAGAGACAAAAUUAAAGUUACCUAGUUGUAUUCACUAAAAUUGUACAUUUAUUUCACUUCUCA